UCUAAAUUUGCAACAAAUUUAAAAAAUGUGGUAACAGGUUGUCACAUCACAAUUGCUAAAAUUGGAUCGAUCAUGAACUCCACAAAUUUGGAACUUCUGUUUACUAUAUCUCGGGGUAUACAUAAAUAUUAAAUUAAAUGAAAAUUGUUGAGAAGUUGUUAUCAUUGCAAUAAGUACUACCGAUUAGUAAAUUCUUUAAUCAUAAUCUUUAUGGCUUGACAUUUUUUACCCAACUGCUAGCCGAACUGCUAGAAAUAUUUCAGUUGGCCAACAAACUCCUAACGGCAAACAUGAGGCUAUACGCGUUAUGUGCUGUAAUCUUUUUUGUUGCCACAACCAAUGCGGCAAGUCUUUUUCAAAAACCAGAAAUUGAACAAAAAGUGCGCUAUGAUAACUACAAGGUUUUUAAAAUUAAGUACGAAACUGCAAUGCAACGACAAAAGCUGCUCGAUUUAACAAAAAUAUAUCAGAGUUUCAGAUUGUGGCACGAGGAUAGUUCGGAGUGUUAUUUGAUGGUCACGCCAAAUGCAUUGCCACUUUUCGAGGAAACAUUAAAAAUAAGUAAUGCUAGUGCCGAGAUCCUUAUUUCAAAUGUGCAGGAUUUGAUUGAUCAAGAGAAUGAAGCGGAUACAAGGGCGUCUGAUAAAUUCGGUUGGACACGCUAUAAUAGCUUGGCUGAAAUUGAUGCUUGGCUGGAUGAAAUACUCGCUGUCUAUCCGGUUGUUACUGAAGGGUUUGUGAUCGGAAAAUCAUAUGAGGGUCGUGACAUACGCGGCAUAAAGAUCUCAUACAAAUCAGGAAACCCUGGAGUCUUCAUCGAAUCCAAUAUACAUGCACGCGAAUGGAUAACCUCGGCCACGGCCACGUGGUUGAUCAAUGAGCUACUCAGCUCUAGCGAUGAUCUGGUGCGGGACCUGGCCGAAAGCCAUGACUGGUAUAUUGUGCCGGUGCUAAAUGUAGAUGGAUUUGUCUACACUCACGAAAAAGAUCGUUUGUGGCGUAAGACACGUCAACCAUCGAACAUUUCCCAGUGCAUUGGCGUUGAUCCGAAUCGCAACUACGACUCACAUUGGAUGGAGAAUGGCGGCGCUUCGUCGGAUCCCUGCAAUGAGGCUUACGCUGGGCCGUAUGCAUUCUCGGAGCCGGAGACAAAGGCCUUGUCCGAUUUUGUAGCCAGCAUCAAGGAUAAACUGAAUAUUAUGAUAGCCUUUCACUCCUAUAGUCAACUCUUGUUAUCACCUUAUGGGCAUACCAAAGACGAGGUCCCGGAGAACUACGAUGACCUAAUGCAAGUUGCCAAGGCCUAUAGCGAUACAGUUAAGGAUCUGCCCUAUGGCACAGUGUACAGAUACGGUUCGUCAGCUGGCAUUCUCUAUCCCGCCUCAGGCACCACUAGCGAUUGGGCAUACAACGAACAGGAUGUCAAAAUAUCCUAUACCAUUGAGUUUCGUGACACCGGAAAUUUCGGGUUUGUUUUACCACCUGCUUUCAUAAUACCCAAUGCCGAAGAGGCAUUAGUUGGUAUAAUUUCUCUACUAGCUGAAUCAAAAAAGUUGGGUUACUUGGAACCCAAGUACAUAUAACUUCGCUUGGAAGGUGGCCACCUGGUUGAUUAUUGAGCUACUCAUCUCUAACGAUGUUCUGAUGUUCUGACUGACUGCUUGGUGAUCAACGAGCCGAGACUUGCCAUUAAGAAGGACUUAAGCAAAAUUUUUAAUUAUUUCGUGCAUGUAUGUGUUUAUUUACACGGUUGCAAGAGUCAGAAUAGAUCAUCAGACAAAAAUAUUCAACCGCGAGCUCUUGGCAUUAAGGCUUCACGAUUGAAAGAAGCAGAGCCAACAGUAUAAUUAGAGCACCUGUUUGAAGCGCAGGCCACAUGUGAGAGGAAGCGAGAUGGCAGAGUAAAGAGUGAUCACAUCUGCUGGACCAACAGCUACGAUUGAAAGAAGAAGAGUCAACAGUAUAAAUGGAGCAGCGCUUUGCAGUUGGACUUCAGUUGACGUUGCAAGCUGCUCCGGCAAGGUGCAGCAAAUUCAUAUUUAUUUACGUGUUCAAAAGAAUGUAAGAUGAUCACAUGUGAGAGGAAGAGAGAUGGCAGUGCCGGAAAGUACUAAUUAGCAGGGUAAUUACAUCUGCUGGACCAACAAGAACAUUUGUUAAUUGUGAUCAAUUCGCAAACAACAAGUAGUUGUAUAGGGAUUAUUAAGGUGAGUACACAAAAGCAUUUUUAAGUACCCUUUUUCCAUAAAUUUUGACCCAGAGCAAGAUUUAGAUGCCAAAGUGAUCAAGAGGACAAAAAAAAAUGUGAUCUAUG
Messenger RNA from Drosophila virilis, 2314 nucleotides. The record is from RefSeq and is a predicted model, not a curated record. Lineage: Eukaryota; Metazoa; Arthropoda; Insecta; Diptera; Drosophilidae.